Molecule: messenger RNA, 1384 nt
Organism: Drosophila melanogaster (fruit fly)
Lineage: Eukaryota; Metazoa; Arthropoda; Insecta; Diptera; Drosophilidae
Gene: spn-B
Product: spindle B
Exons: 4
Coding region: 161-1186 (341 amino acids)
Biological process (GO): DNA repair
Cellular component (GO): nucleus
Molecular function (GO): ATP binding; DNA binding; ATP-dependent DNA damage sensor activity
Source: RefSeq, marked reviewed
UAUUUACACUUUCAAUUCGCUCGCAAGUCGUCGCAUGGCUCGGCUGUUUGAUCAAUAAUCCCCCGGAAUACUUCCAAUUCCGGAGGUGUUGAGACACCUUUCGUGUUUCGGGGAGCCAUUAUAUCACGCAAUCCCAUCGAGGACAUGCCAUCGCAUCGCGAUGACAAACUUUCUGGAUCAAUUGCCCAAGCAUAUCAGAGAAAUCGCCGAGCAGGUUAAUGUUCUCGCACCGGAGGAGGUGCUGACAACUCCCAAGGUGCGAUUCCUGGACACCCGCCAGCAAUCGCUGCACACAAUCGUGCGAAAAUGCACUCCGGAUGAUGUUAGGGUGCUCAAGGAUGCGGCAGCCAAGUGGCUGGCAGAGAUGCCCCAGUCAGCGGAUUCCCUCUUCAAGCCGCUUGUCAAUGUUAGAUGGUCGCGGGUGUCGUUUGGAUGUUCCGCUUUAGAUCGCUGCACGGGCGGGGGAGUGGUCACUCGUGGAAUUACAGAGCUAUGUGGAGCAGCCGGCGUGGGCAAGACCCAGUUGCUUCUUCAGCUAUCCCUUUGUGUCCAGCUACCCCGUGAGUUGGGUGGCUUGGGCAAAGGCGUGGCCUACAUAUGCACGGAGAGUUCCUUUCCGGCGAGAAGAUUGCUGCAGAUGAGCAAAGCCUGCGAGAAGAGGCAUCCCGAAAUGGAGCUGAAUUUUCUGGGAAACAUCUUUGUGGAAAAUCACAUUGAGGCAGAACCUCUCCUGGCGUGCGUUAUAAACCGCAUUCCGCGACUGAUGCAACAACAUGGCAUUGGCCUGAUCAUUAUUGAUUCUGUGGCCGCCAUAUUCCGGCUGUAUAAUGAUUAUCUGGAACGAGCGAGACAUAUGCGUCGACUGGCAGACGCUCUGCUCAGCUACGCGGAUAAGUACAACUGUGCCGUGGUCUGUGUGAAUCAGGUGGCCACCAGGGACGGUCAGGAUGAGAUUCCCUGCUUGGGAUUGCAGUGGGCGCACCUAGGACGCACUAGACUGCGUGUUUCCCGGGUGCCCAAGCAGCAUCGCAUGGGUGAUCAACUGAUAACGGUGCGCAAACUGGAAAUACUUUACUCACCAGAGACUCCCAAUGAUUUCGCCGAGUUUCUUAUCACCGCAGAAGGUGUGGUCAAUGUUCCAGAGCCAUCUGUUCCCAGCCCACCCGCCAAAAUGCGUCGACUGUGAUUGAUUGAAUUUAUUCUGUUUAUUUUGUUAUCGUUUAAUUUGUUGAAUUUAAAAUGUGUAACGGCGGAGCGUUCAAUUAGCCAUACGAUUGUCUUAUACUCCUGUUAAAUUCAGCGGAAUAUUUUAGGGUUUAAUAAUUUAAAUUUACUUAGUUGCCAAUCAGGUUUAGGUAUCAUUAAAAUAUAUAAAAACAAAUUU